AUGGACCACGAGGGGCUGCUGCUGGCGCUUGCUCGGGGCCACGAUGGCAUUGGCCCCCUGCUAGACACUUUCUUCUCCUUCCUCGCCAGCCGCACCGACUUUUUCCACAUCUUAGAGCCUGGGGGCCCCUCCAUGGGCUUUGCGCCUGCAGCAGCAGAGGCCAUGGUGGCGGAAUCCUUUGGUGUUGCCCAGCUUUCCUACAUGGCGGCCAAGCAGCCCCACUUGCUGCCUCCGAAGCUGCGGAACAAGAGCAUGAAGGACUUCAGGGCAGUCACCAGAGAUUUCAACUUCAAGCUUAAACACAAACAAAUGCAGUUCGCCAGCCCAGUCUGCAGACUUGCGGUGCUCGCGGAGCCCCCGAGCCUCCAGUUCUCAGAGGAGCUCGGGACUCCGACCCCUACGGCGAAGUCAACACCCUCAGCACCAGCAAAGCUAGCAGCGGCAGCAAAGACAGCAGCAGAAGCAGCAAAGACUCCAGCAGCGCCUGUCUCUCCACGGAGAGCGCCAAAGGAAGCAGAAGCUGCUCCGGAGCCGCCCCCGAGAGAGGCCCGGAAGUCGACAAAGGGAAAUGAAAUGGAAACAGACGCUCCUGCUGCUGCUGCUGCUGCUGCGUCGCACCCAGGCAAUUCAGGUAAAGCGCCAGCCGGCGUAGCACAGAGUUCUGCAGGUCAUAAAAGCAAGCCUUCAGAGCAAAACAGCAGCAGCAGCAGCAGCAACAGCAGCAAAGCUUCAGCUGUAGGAUCACAGAAGACAGCAUUUAUAAACCCGUGGAACGGAGCCAUCCUCGACCGAUAUGUUUGGUCCCAAAGUAUAAAUGAAGUCACAUGCCAGAUUCGCUUGCUUGAGCUGCUGCAGCAGCAGCAGCAGCAACAACAGCAGCAGCAAGAUAUAACUGAGGUCAACGCCAAGUUACUAUCUGUCUCACUGCGGGAUGACUCUAUCCGAGUGACCUAUGAGGGCCGAAGUGUCUUUGAAGGCAAGUUUAGCCACCCUAUUCAAUCUUCUGAGAGCUUCUGGGUGUUAGAGCAAAAGGCGUUUUUGCUGCUGACUCUGGACAAAAAGAAAGAGCUCUGGUGGGAAUCUGUGAUCGAAGGAGACCCGAAAAUAGACACUACGAAAGUAGAGUCCGUGAAAAGGGUGGAAGAUUUCGACGAAGCGACUCAAGGCCACAUCCGCAAGAUCGUCUUUGAGCAGAGACUGAAAAUGCAAGGCUUGAAAACCCCUGAAGAAAUUGAACAAGAAAAAAUUCUUCGAGAUGCUUGGGACGCCGAGGGCUCUCCAUUUAAGGGCUUGCCUUUUGACCCUUCCGUUCUAAAUUCUCAAUCUCAGCUUCCUCCAGGUGUUCAGCCGCCUCCGGGGGGUACCUGUUGA
Eimeria tenella is the source of this 1371-nucleotide messenger RNA. RefSeq names its product nuclear movement domain-containing protein, putative. NCBI's taxonomy places the organism in Eukaryota, Apicomplexa, Conoidasida, Eucoccidiorida, Eimeriidae. Bases 1 to 1371 code for a protein of 456 amino acids. The transcript is spliced from 4 exons. Gene Ontology annotation, cellular component: cytoplasm. Gene Ontology annotation, biological process: protein folding. The record is from RefSeq and is a predicted model, not a curated record.